AUGGCUAAUGAAGAUAAUGUCUCAAACAGCGCUGGUGAAAGAACCAGCGAAAAAGAAUCAUCUAAAGAUGAGCAAAUUCAAAUGCUGAAAGAAAUGAAUGAAAGAUUGUUAGCCUUACUAGAAGCUCAAGGGGCUAGUAAGGUUGAUGAAGAGGAAAAGUUUUACAAAAGGUUAGCUUCUCAUCAACCUCGAUUCUAUGAUGGGGAGGCGAACCCUGUUAAGUUUGAGGAUUGGGUGAAUCAUAUGACCAAAUUGCUGGAUGUGGUGAGUUGUCCAGAGCACCUGAAGGUCAAAAUGGCCUCCUUCUAUUUAGAAGGACCUGCUGAUAUUUGGUGGAACACCACUAAAGGACUUUCCAAGCAGCCUGACUUCAGCUGGGAAAAGUUCACUGAAAAAUUGAAAGACAAAUUCUUUCCUCUGGCUUUGCGGAGAAUUAAGGAAAAUGAGUUCCUAUUUCUAAGACAAGCUAAAAUGUCUGUGUUGGAAUAUGCAGCAAAGUUCUUAGAAUUAUCAAGAUUUGCCCCAGAUUUUGUGGCAAAUGAAAGAAUCAAAUCUAUGCGAUUUUUUGAAGGGUUGAAUUUGAAAUAUCAGAAGCGGGUAGGAUCAUACUCCACUUUCGAGGAACUUUAUGAUAGGGCCUUGGAACAGGAGCGAAUCGAGAUGAAAGAUGAAGAGUAUCGAAAGAGGAAAAAUGGGGGAAAAACUAAAGCGGAGAAUGUAAAAAGAUUCAAGAAAGAAGAGGGAACUGGAGUAACUUUUAAACCUCAAGGGGGAGGUGAAAAAAUAAACAAGUCUGAAUGGAAGUGCAGAAUGUGUGGAAGGAAUCAUUAUGGGAGAAAUUGCGCUGGGGAGUUGAUUUGUUUUAAGUGUAGAGGUACGGGACACAAGAUCGGAGAGUGUCCAAAAGGAGCAGGGGAUAGACGCUUUAAUUCAGGAAAUAAUCGAGAUAGCAAGCCAUUGAUGCUGACAGCAGGUGUAGGUAGCUCCAGCCGUGGGAAUAAAGGAGGGUUUAACGGUGCUCAAGGAAGAUCAGCUGGAAAGGUGUAUGCCAUUAAGUCGGAGGAUACUAGCACGACAGAGACCCCGGAAUUGGAAGGUAAUGUGAUUUCUGGAAACUUUUUAGUAUGUAACAAGUUGGCCAAUGUACUAUUUGAUACUGGUGCGUCCCAUUCCUUUAUAUCUAAUAAAUUUGCUAAGGAGAUACAAAAUAAACCUUGUGUGGAACCUAUCAAUAUGUCAAUUUCCAUGCCCGACGGGAAUUCAGUUCGUUGUCAUUGGAUCCUCCGGGACUGUGUAAUUCGAAUAGUGGACUCCGAGCUCCUUGCAAACCUGAUACCGUUAAAUUUAGAAUCUUAUGAUGUUAUCUUAGGAAUGGAUUGGCUGAGUAAUAAUAGAGCAGUGGUUGAAUGUUAUUCAGAGAGGAUUAAACUGCACCAGGAGGAAAGGAAGUGUUGUAUCAAAGGUGUUUUCCUAGAGGCAGGAAAUGUUUGA
Molecule: messenger RNA, 1491 nt
Organism: Beta vulgaris subsp. vulgaris (sugar beet)
Lineage: Eukaryota; Viridiplantae; Streptophyta; Magnoliopsida; Caryophyllales; Amaranthaceae
Exons: 1
Coding region: 1-1491 (496 amino acids)
Biological process (GO): proteolysis
Molecular function (GO): nucleic acid binding; zinc ion binding; aspartic-type endopeptidase activity
Source: RefSeq, a predicted model, not a curated record